CUCUCUGUCUUGGUAUGGCCGGAGAACGACGACAUGGUCGGGAACCGGCCGGAACGUUCCGAAAUAUCGGAAAUUUGGUAUGAUCCUUACGCCACGUUCCCCGACGGUUGAGGCUCCCAAAGAGACGCCACGCAAGGCCUCCACGAUUGCCUUGGGGAGAUUGGAAUGGCUUUUUCUUUUUCUCUUCCUGGAAUUUUACCUUUCUUUUUUUCUCAUUUUUUCCGAAUAGCCUUUUCAUUUCGAGUGAUUCGACUGCUUUCCUUGACAACCAUUCUUUUUCUCUUUUUGCUUCUUUGCUCUUGUUACCUCCCCUUCUUUCUACAUUUUUUAUAAAGUACCCCUUUGAUUACCUUUGCCUUCUUUAGUUGCCUUCUUAAUUUGAGAAUAAACCGUCUACUUUAUAGGAGAUGUGUAUAUGAAGACAUCUGCAAGUAUGGCUCGUAGACCAGCAUGUGUGGUUCUGCAGAUGCCAGAUGGCAUUGUAAAUGUAAACCAAUUUCUUGGUGGUUGUGUAUUUGGAGUCCAAUUUUGUCUCUGUGUUUCUAUUCAGCUUAUUCUGCUAAUUGCUGAUCAGUUCGUCCAUCGAGUGGUUUAUGGAUUCUUAUAGUGAUCACCAUUACAUGGCUGCUGAAGGCUUGCCUUUUUAAUCGGUACCCCCAUUCUAAUGCAUGACUGAAAUGUUGGAGAGCUUUACGGAAAUGGAUCCUUUGGCAGAGAACGGUUUGCUUUCGGGAAUGUCGAAGGAAGUACUCGAAAGGAACGCUAAAAGUGAGACAACUGCCAUCAGGAUAUCAAAUAUUGCAAAUAUGGUCCUUCUAGCUGCAAAAGUUUAUGCAUCAGUAAAAAGCGGAUCGCUAGUCAUAAUAGCCUCUACUUUAGAUUCUCUGCUAGAUCUUUUGUCAGGUUUCAUUCUGUGGUAUACUGCGUUUUCGAUGCAAAAACCAAAUCCUUAUCAAUAUCCUAUUGGAAAGACGAGGAUGCAGCCAGUGGGUAUCUUAGUCUUCGCUUCAGUGAUGGCAACUUUGAGUUUGCAAAUAAUUUUGGAGUCAGUUCGUUCCCUCCUAUCACAUGUAAAUGAGAAAGUGUUUGCGAUGACUAAGGAGCAGGAAGAAUGGAUAAUUGGCAUCAUGAUCUCCGUGACCAUAGUGAGGUUUUUUCUCGUUGUGUACUGCCGUUCGUUCCAUAAUGAGAUCAUUAAGGCUUAUGCAAAGGAUCAUUUGUUUGAUGUCGUCUCGAGUAUGGUUGGUCUCGUUGCUGCCCUUCUGGCUAAUUCCAUAAACCACUGGAUUGAUCCGGUCGGUGCUAUUCUGCUAGCGCUGUACACGAUCCGGACAUGGUCCGUCACUGUGUUCGAGAACGUCAACUCCUUGGUGGGCCGUUCAGCUGAACCAGAGUAUCUGCAGAAGCUCACUUACCUGUGCUGGAAUCAUCACAAAGCCAUCAAGCACAUCGACACCGUCCGCGCCUACACAUUCGGCUCCAGCUACUUUGUGGAGGUGGACAUAGUUCUGCCUGCGGACAUGCUUCUGCGGGAGGCCCAUGACAUAGGCGAGGAGCUGCAGGAGAAGCUUGAGCAGCUCCCUGACAUCGAGAGAGCCUUUGUGCACCUCGACUACGAGUACACACACAAGCCUGAACAUGCUAAAGCCCUUAACGUGUGAGCGAAGAGCACGCCCAGCUAGUGACUGUGGGCAAGGCAAGAGCGUGUUUCGGUGUUUGUUUAGUUAACUUCAGCAACUCAAUCAUGGUGUAUCUUGAAUGUGUUGCAUACAUUGAAGGCUUCAAGUCUUUAAUAAAAUGGCGUCUCCAGGUUUCGAAUGUGAAAUCAGUUGAUGUCCAGGAUGGUGGAACGUGUUUUGUGAAUAGCCCACGAUCAUGUGGCUUCUGUAAGUCGUCUUUAGUGUGUUAAAGAGGCUGUAGCAUUCAGUGUGGCUCUAAGCUUUGAGUCCGUAAACUCUAAACAGGAUGAUGUACUAACAGACAACAACUCAUGAAAUGGAUUUGAACUUUGUGAGGUUUAAGAGAAG
Messenger RNA from Nymphaea colorata (pocket water lily), 2027 nucleotides. RefSeq names its product metal tolerance protein 11-like. Gene Ontology annotation, biological process: monoatomic cation transport; transmembrane transport. Gene Ontology annotation, cellular component: membrane. The record is from RefSeq and is a predicted model, not a curated record. Bases 669 to 1661 code for a protein of 330 amino acids. The transcript is spliced from 6 exons. Gene Ontology annotation, molecular function: manganese:proton antiporter activity. Lineage: Eukaryota; Viridiplantae; Streptophyta; Magnoliopsida; Nymphaeales; Nymphaeaceae.